AUGUCGGAGUCAUCGGCCUUUCCACCACAUCAACCACCUCAUCUGCCGCCAGUGCAACAGUUCGCCACACAGUCGCCAUACCAUGCUUCGACUUAUGGAUCUGUACCUGUGACGCCUGUCAAUGCAUUUGCGCCACUGCGCCCACCACUUACAACCAGUGCCAGCCAGUCACCAGCUCAGGAUUCAAGGCCGUACACACCUGAUGGUGAACGUACGAAACCAAAGCAAAAGCGUAACAAGCCUACGCUGAGCUGUGAAGAAUGUGUUGAGCGCAAAACCAAGGUUGGUGCUCUUCCCCAAAAGGACAACGGAAUUGAUAAGCAAAGGCAUAUGGUGAAGCCAUCACCAGCCAAGAUCAGGAAACUAAAUGGCUCAUUCGAUGGCUCCUCGUCUUCUCCAACGAGUGCUUCCGGCAUGAAGCAAGUAAGGACUGAUCUGUUCUCAAAGUUCCAUCAUCGCUCACCUCGUGAAACUUCUGUCGGCUUUGGGUCACCUUUCCUGCAAUCACAGGUUCCCUUCUCUAAACAAACACCAUCCAACAUCUUUGGUAUCGGAUCUUCUCACCCGUUCACGAACUACUGGACAUGUCAAGGCGGUCUGCCUGAGGUCCUCGCAGUGUUGCCAAGCAAGCAGCAGGCUGAUAUUCUGAUUGCCAAAUAUUUUGAGUGUGUGGCCCCUGUAUACCCUUUCCUGCAUCGACGAACCUUUUACGUGGCAUACGAGCGAUUCUGGGCCUUGCCGGAAGGAGAACGCGAAAAUGCCGAUGCUGAUUUGAUUGCUUUGCACUUCGCGUUAUAUGCUAUGGGCACUCAAUUCAUGGAUCUCGCAAGUUAUGAUGCGAAGAGUUCGACCUCUGCUGCCAACCAGGCACUUCGCAUCUACUCCUAUCUGAACAGAUCAUCGCUCAGAGCUCUUGGUGCUCAGAUUCUGCUAUGUUACUUUUUGAUGAACGACAAUCAUGCAUCAGAUGCGUAUGCUUGGUCCGGUAUCAUUGUGCGACAGGCCUAUGCAUUGCGAAUCCAUCGCGACCCUGACAUUAUUCUCCCAAACAUCUCACCUGUAGAAAAACAUACCCGAAGAAGGUUCUGGCAGGCCGUCCUUCAUCAGGACACGUUCCUCACUGUGCUACUCAAGCUGCCACCAACAGCCACUCACAGCGACGUGUCAAUCGACUCUUUGACUAACGAGACAGAGGUUGAAGCUCAAGACUCGACGAGGUACACAGGCAGCAGUGCUCGCAUCGAGAACCUUAUGAGCAUCAGCGUAAUUGCACCUCCUCAAGACCUGCCCAAGCAGCCUGAACCACCCAUACUACCACAUCAGAGAAUUACCGAAGACGUCGACAAAGCAGAUGUAUUGUACGUCAAAUCGUUGUGGCGAUUGGCACUCAAAGUCCAGGAGAAUCUCUGCUCUCCAGUCUCUCUGUCUAUCCCUAUAGCUAAAAACCCUCGAGCAAAGACAACCCUGGUCAACUCUUUCCGUGAGAUUUGGAAAUCUGCACCUUCCUUCCUCACAACCUCGGACUACGAGACUCUGCGUCAGAUGGCUCAGAAUAGCGGUCGCGCGGUUCGCCAAAAUCUAUUCUUCACAAGCAACUACUACCACUGCCUGAUGAUCAUUCAAGCCUUCGAAGACGCAGAGGUCGGUGUGGAACUCAACUUCCGCGGCGCAUUGGAAGCAGCCCAUGAGGCAAUCUGGGCCUACUUCAAGCUCAAUGACUUUUUCGAAGCAAACGAAGCAAAUUCAAAAGACCAGCUUUACACAAAGUGCAAGGAAGCCGUGCGUCGCAUGAUCGAUCUCCUGCAGCGACAAGGAGGAUCUCAAGAGAUGAACAAGCACAGACAUGGAGCAUUGCUUGCCGCUUACGAGCAUGUUGCCAUCUGA
Molecule: messenger RNA, 1884 nt
Organism: Aureobasidium uvarum
Lineage: Eukaryota; Fungi; Ascomycota; Dothideomycetes; Dothideales; Saccotheciaceae
Source: the annotation of a GenBank genome assembly